GUUCACACGACCAUCGCAAAAAAAACGAUCGAAAAAUGUCCGCCAACCAGAACGAGAACAUUUCCCCGCUGCUGUCCGGAAUUCCCCAACGGGCCACAGGAAUGGCCAAACGGAUGCCCCUGAGGCUGUCCAUUCCGGCCGGUGGCAAGACGUACAAGCUGGUGGAACCGAACCAACCCAGCACGGCACCGGUCAACUCGAUGAGCAAACCCUUUGGGGGGUCCAAGUUUAACCACACGCCGGAGUUUGUGGUGACCGGAAGUAGUCCGCUGGCCAACGGAGUGGGACGGUUUGGACCACUGGCAUCACAGCACAGCAGGUUGGGGGAUUUUGAGGAGAUGGACGAUGGGUUUAUGCUGGGGUCGCCGCUGAUCACCGGAUUCGACAGCAACGGUUCGCUGCAGAUGGGAAGCCUGACGGCGAGUCCAGAGCACUCUCCACUGAUCAGCCAAGGCACCACCGGAAGUACUCCGUCAAUAUCACAUCAUCUACUGCCACCACUCGGUGGCUUUCAUCAGCAUCAGCACUUUGGCGAGAUGUCCGACCUGGCGGCCGACACGGGAAGCCCGGGAGGAACGAUGAUCGGACCGCCUACGCCACCGACCCGUGGCCUGUUUGGAUCGUCGAAUGCAUCAUCUUCGUCAUCGCUGGCCUCGGCGGGAACGGCAUCGACGGCGAUGACCAGCUCGGCCGCACAGGAGCUCCUCAACAGCAGCACCAGUUCCAGCAGCAAAGUGUCCUCCACCAGCUCCACCUCUACCACGUCUCGUAUGGCCAAAACGUCCUCCACGCAGCGCCUCAUGUCUUCAUCCCUCACCGCGUCGUCGUCCUUGUCCUCUUCCUCCUCAAAGCAGUCCUCCUCCAGCUCGUCCAGUUCGGCGGCCGCCAUCAAGCAGGGCCUGGGCGAAAUGCAAAACUCGAUGGCCGAAAUGAAAAACAUGAUGGGUCACUCGACUGCCAGCAGCCAGGUGUCCACGUCCUCCUCCUCGACGAUGUCCGCGUCCUCUUCGUCGAGCCAAAUCAAAAAGCAACACAUCACCGGAAGCUCGUCCAAUCUGACCGAACUUCAAAAGAGGCUUCGCUCCUCGAUGGAUAGCUUGGACGACCCCAACCCGGACUACCAGGUGACUCAUCCGGAUUCGGACGGCGAGAUGGGUGGCUCGGUCAUAAUGAUGAAGCCCCCAAAUGGAAUGGUCGUGCCGCAGAACGGCACCAUGAUGAACGGAGGCGGGUCGUCGGUCCUGUCCACCGGGGACACGGUCAAGUUCGAGCAGAAGCAGACCACGUCGGAAUCAAAGACCAAAGUGGUCACCGAUGGGUUCAGCAGCGAGCAGGCCACCGUCAAUUCGGCCUCCAGUAAGAUGCUGCAAGCUGGGGACGUCGAGUAUAAGGAGCAGACGGGCCUGGCCGCGAUGAGCAACACGCUGGAGGUGGAUGGGGUUAAAACGGAGGAGAAAGGUGCCCUGUUGAAGGAAGCACGAUCCCUGAAGAUGGGCGACUUCCAGCAGGCCGAAGCGAACAACAUUGCGGCGCACAGCGUCAAGGUGUCGAGUGACCACUUCAGUGCGGAGAAGAAAGCCAUCAGUCAGGCCCAGCAGCGGCAGACCGUUACAGCGAGCGGAGUGUUCAACCAGGAGAAGACCGUUUCGUCGGCCACGCAGAGCAAGUUUUCAUCGCACAGCAUGGUCAGCUCGUCUUCGCAGAUGAGCACGCACUCGUCCUCGAUGAACGGAACGAUGACGAUGGGUGAGGACUUUCCUUCGUUUGAGGAUCUGGAGCGGAUUAGUGGGAAUCCGGCGGAGAUCGAGAACGCGAUCCACAAGUACUCGUCGCACAUGACCAAGUACGUGGAGAAUCUGCACAACGGAGAGCAGCUGAAGAAGGCGCCGAAUCUGCUGAACACGAUGAACGAAAUCAUUCGGCGUGCCUGGGCUGUUCCGACUCAUGGCCAUGAGUUGGGAGCUAGCCUGUGUGACACGCUGCGAACGACGGGCGGGUUGGACAUCUUGAUGAAGAACUGUGUGGACUCUGAUUCGGACGUUCAGUUUAGUUCGGCGCGACUGCUCGAGCAGUGUUUGACGACGGAGAAUCGCUCGCACGUGGUGAAGAACGGAUUGGAUAAGGUGGUGAAUGUGGCCUGUGUGUGCACGCGGAACAACGCAACGGAUCACUCCCGCGUUGGAACGGGAAUCUUGGAGCAUUUGUUCAAGCACAGUGAGGACACCUGUUCGAACGUGAUUCGUCUGGGUGGUUUGGAUGCUGUGCUGUUCGAGUGUCGAAAGAACGACGUUGAAACGCUCAGACAUUGCGCCGGAGCACUCGCCAAUCUGUCCCUGUACGGCGGGGCUGAAAAUCAGGAAGCUAUGAUCAACCGAAAGGUACCGUCCUGGCUGUUCCCGCUCGCCUUCCACCACGACGAAAACAUCAAAUACUACGCCUGCCUGGCGAUCGUCGUUCUGGUCGCCAACAAGGAAAUCGAAGCCGAAGUCAUCAAGUCCGGCACGCUGAACCUCGUCGAACCCUUCGUAACGUCCCACAACCCGUCCGAGUUUGCCAAAAGCAACCUAGCGCACGCCCACGGCCAAAGCAAGCACUGGCUCGAGAGACUGGUGCCCGUACUAAGUUCGAAACGUGAAGAAGCUCGCAACCUGGCCGCAUUCCACUUCUGCAUGGAGGCCGGAAUCAAAAAAGAGCAAGGCAACACCAACAUCUUCAAGGAGAUCGGCGCCAUCGAACCCCUCAUCCGUGUCGCCAGCUCCCCCAACGCCAUCGCCUCCAAGUUCGCCGCCCAAGCCCUCCGACUCAUCGGCGAAGAAGUCCCGCACAAACUGUCCCAACAAGUCCCACUCUGGAACACCGAAGAUGUCCGCGAGUGGGUCAAACAAAUCGGCUUCACCGAGUACGAGCAGAGCUUCUUCGACUCCAAAGUCGACGGCGACCUGCUGCUCCAGCUGACCGAGGAAAACCUCCACAACGACAUCGGCAUGACCAACGGCAUCCGCCGCAAGCGCUUCGAGCGCGAACUUCAAAACCUCAAACGCAUGGCCGACUACAGCUCGCGCGACUCGGACGGCAUGCACACCUUCCUGUACCGGAUCGCACCCGAGUACACCAUCUACACGUACGCCAUGCUGAACGCCGGCGUCGAGCUCGAGUCCAUCAAGGAUCUCGACGACGACCAGCUGAUCGCCGAGUGCAACAUCAAAAACUCCAUCCAUCGAUCCCGUAUCCUGAACGCGAUCAAGAGCAACGAAAUCAUCUCCACCACCUCAGAAAAGAGCACCGAAAAGAACCUGGACGUGUUUGUGAGCUACCGCCGCAGCAACGGCUCCCAGCUCGCGUCCCUCCUUAAGGUGCACCUCGAGUUGCGGGGCUUCUCCGUCUUUAUCGACGUAGAGCGGCUCGAGGCGGGCAAGUUCGACAACAAUCUGCUGCAGAGCAUCCGGCACGCGAAGCACUUCCUGCUGGUGCUGACGCAGGACGCGCUCGAUCGGUGCAUCGAGGACGGCGAGGGAAAGGAUUGGGUGCACAGGGAAAUCGUCGCCGCCCUUAACUCGGACUGCAACAUCAUCCCGAUCAUCGACAACUUCCAGUGGCCCGAGCCGGAACGCCUGCCGGAGGACAUGCGCGGCGUUUGCCACUUUAACGGAGUCCGGUGGAUCCACGACUACCAGGACGCGUGCGUGGACAAAUUAGAAAGGUUCAUGCGCGCCGAAACCAACCAGCGUGGCAGCCCGAUGGACCACUUUCGCAACCUGCUGAACCGGCCGGCCGGCGACUCGACGCCGACCACGCCCACCAUCUACCAGCGGAUGCACAGCAACGAUUCCGGCAAGAGCAGCGACAAGGAGAACCGUAACUACGAAUGACUAGAGGGGCUCCCGUCGGGCGGUUGUUCUUCCAACGGCAAUCGGUACCGCAAAUCGUCGAGUCCGGCGCGCCAUCCGCCGGGCAGUUACGCCACGACGGGGCGGACAUCGCGCUUCCCGAACGCGCGUCCCCCCGGCAAUCUGAUGCGGAACCUGCGCCACUCGGAGAUGCGCCGUAGUUCGGCGGCCGGUCUGAGCGGGGCCAGCGCCCAGCGACCUCCGUUGCCACCAAAGAUCGAAACGCGCUGCCACAGCUACGACGGCCUACUGGGCGGCGGCGGCGACGAGUCGAAGAAACGAACAACCCCCGAAGGGAGAGACGCCGUUGAUGCCGCAGCGGCGCCGUCCAAGAGUCAACCCGUCCCGCUUAGGGACGACCCCGCGGGCAAAUCUGCCGCACCACCGGAAGAGUCCAUCAAAGCCAAAAACCGACGAUCUCGCAGCAUGGAUGAUCUCUUCGACGACGACGGUCACCACGCGACGGCCGUCGCAGACUUUCUCGAAAACACCCAAAGCAUGGAGAACCUGUCGGAACCACCGCUGCCGGCGGUUCCAACCUCCCCUCCGCCACCACCGGAUUCCCCCGUGCCAAUCAUGGGCGGCGGCGGCAACAUCUGCCUGAACCGACGCUUCAUCGAACCCACCGUCGAGUGCCGAUCGUCGGACACGGCUUCGCCCGAGUCCUGCUACGAGGAACCGUGCGAGAACGAAGUCAUCACCGUGGACAGUACGCCACGGCGCGAGGACGAUGCCGUGUCGACGACCUCCUCCGUCGCGAGCGGAACUGGCAAAAAGACCAGCAGCAACAACCAGACAACAAGCCCGUUCAUCAACAAGUACGUCAAGAAGGUCAAGUCACUGAUGAAAAAGUGAGGGGGCGCGAGCGAGCUCGAAUAAUGUGAUUUUAUUUCCACCCAACAAAGAAAGGAGGUGGAAACGACGAAUAUAUUAUUAUUUUAAAACCUGUUAUCAACUAAUUAGAGUCUAAAUGCUUGCUUUAUGAAUGUGUUAUCGUACCUGUGCGAACCUAUUUGUGUUGAGUAAAAAAGUAAAACGAACUACUUUUUAGUGAUGUAAAUCUAAAUAUGUUGAACAUAAUGUUAUCUAAAACACUGACGAAAAUGUGAAUUGUGAGAAUAAACUAGACUUAAAAGAAAACAUGUGAAUGUGAUUGUUUCGCGUUCGUGCGAGUGUAUUGAGUAAAAUAUAUUAUUUAACUCUAGGCGUACAAGCUGUAAGAAGCAAGAAGGAUAAGUAUUUAUAACAAAUAAAAGCCUAGACAACGAUAAGAAUCAAAACAAUAUAGUCACAGAAAACAUCAUUUAUUUCCAAUAUUUAUAACCACGACGACGACUACCAUUGCUAGAGAAUAGCCUUCUAGAAAAUAAGUUUUACAUAAUUCUGAACAAUAUUUACUGCAAAACUUCACACUUUAACAAGCAAUGUAAAAACAAGCAAAAUCAAUCACAAACAACUUGUAUUCUUUCAACACUUUGCUUAAGAUGUUUUAAUCUCUACUUAACGAAGCAACACAACUACAUGUAAGAAGAUGCAGUGAAAAGCUAGCUCUUUUAGAAUUGUACACACAAUCAUUGAGAAAUAAAGUAAAAAGCUAAACAAAUACUGCGUA
Molecule: messenger RNA, 5499 nt
Organism: Culex pipiens pallens (northern house mosquito)
Lineage: Eukaryota; Metazoa; Arthropoda; Insecta; Diptera; Culicidae
Gene: Sarm
Product: NAD(+) hydrolase sarm1
Exons: 9
Coding region: 36-3869 (1277 amino acids)
Biological process (GO): signal transduction; negative regulation of MyD88-independent toll-like receptor signaling pathway; response to axon injury
Cellular component (GO): dendrite
Molecular function (GO): NAD+ nucleosidase activity; signaling adaptor activity; protein binding
Source: RefSeq, a predicted model, not a curated record